Molecule: messenger RNA, 312 nt
Organism: Penicillium robsamsonii
Lineage: Eukaryota; Fungi; Ascomycota; Eurotiomycetes; Eurotiales; Aspergillaceae
Exons: 2
Coding region: 1-312 (103 amino acids)
Source: RefSeq, a predicted model, not a curated record
AUGGUCUCUCUGUUCCCGUCAUGGAAGGCGAUACCGGUCGCUACUGUACCAGGCGGUGAUGAUCUCGCAAAUGCUCUUCGGAGUGACAGCUUGGCAUUCACCACUUACCGCCACUCAAAGGGAGAGAGGCUACGACCGGAAUACGCAAUCCCAAAGACAACACCCAAACAACGGAACCACGAACAGAGACAAAGGGGAGGACGGACACCGAUGAAGGCUCAAACCUGGCAGAAGGGAGGAUGCCUCUCGGCACCCCUGGGAACUGUGGCAGGGGACUGGGAGAACCAGAAGGCAUACACCCAGGCACCAUAG